AUGUCCAGAAGAGCUGCAAGGAACAGUGAAAGAAAAGGCACUGUUCUCCCAACGUGUAGGGACAAGCCACAGGAGAAGGAAACUGGCUACAGGUGGAGAAAGUCCUGGAGACUGGAAUCUCAGUUACUUCGAGAUUGCUCAGCUGUCUCCCUAGGGAGAAGCAGAGGGAAGCUCAUUGGGAAGUGGCUUUCCUCCAGCCCGGCAGAAUUCUCCAGCCUUGCGCAACACCCCAAUGUGAGACAUCCCGGUGGCCCCGACGACAUGAGAGUUCAGUACAAGGGCGCGGGUUUGAAUCCAGAUGCUCGGGGUAGAGAAAACGUAAAGAAUUGGAGGCGUCUCUACUACACUAGCGACUGUGGGGCGUCACUUUUACAUUGGUCUCAGAAGUCCUGGAUUGAAGGAGUCUUCGACAAAAGGGAAUGUAUCCAAUUUAUACCCAGCUCAAAAGAUCCUCACAGAUGCACUGCAGAAUGCCAAGUGUGCCAAAAUUUAAUAAGGUGUUAUUGUGGACGACUGAUUGGAGACCAUCAUGAGUUGGCAUAUCAUUGGGCUGCAUCUUCAACUGCCCAGGGCCAAGAAGAAGAAUGGUCUGUGGAAAAACACACAAAGAAAAGUCCUACUGAUACCUUUGGCACUAUUAACUUCCAGGAUGGAGAACAUACCUACCAUGCCAAGUAUAUACGAACAUCUUACGAUACAAAGUUGGAGCAACUGUUACAUCUGAUGUUGAAAGAAUGGAAAAUGGAACUGCCAAAGCUUGUCAUUUCUGUUCACGGAGGCAUUCAGAACUUUGAGUUGCCCUGCAAACUGAAGCAGGUGUUCAGUCAAGGGCUGAUCAAAGCUGCAGAGACAACAGGAGCAUGGAUAAUUACUGAAGGCAUCAACACAGGAAUUUCCAAGCAUGUUGGGGAUGCUCUCAAAGCACAUUCCUCUCAAAGCCUCAGAAAAAUCUGGACAGUUGGAAUUCCUCCUUGGGGGAUCGUGGAGAAUCAGAGAGAUCUUAUUGGAAAAGAUGUGGUCUGCCUGUAUCAAACUCUGGGCAAUCCUCUCAGCAAGCUGACCACCCUCAACAGCAUGCACUCACACUUCAUUCUGUCAGAUGAUGGUACCGUGGGAAAAUAUGGAAAUGAAAUGAAGCUCAGGAGGAACCUAGAAAAAUACCUUUCCUUGCAAAAAAUACAUUCCCGAAUGGGCCAACGUGUACCAGUGGUGGGUCUGGUGGUAGAAGGAGGUCCUAAUGUGAUCCUCAUGGUGUGGGAGUUUGUCAGAGACAGUUCCCCAGUUCCUGUGGUGGUCUGUGAGGGCACAGGCAGAGCUGCUGAUCUCCUGGCCUUCACUUACAAACACACAGUUGAUGAAGGGGAACUCCGUCCUUUGGUGAAGGAAGAGAUCAUUCACAUGAUUCAAAACACUUUCAAUUUUAGCCUUAAACAGUCCAAUCACCUUUUUAAAAUUCUGAUGGAGUGUAUGGAGCAUAAGGAGGCCAUCACCAUAUUUGAGGCUGAGUCAGAGGAGCAGCAAGACCUCGAUUUAGCAAUCCUGACUGCUCUGCUAAAAGGUACAAAUCUGUCAGCCUCAGAACAAUUAAACCUAGCAAUGGCCUGGAACAGAAUGGAUAUUGCUAAGAAGCAGAUUCUAAUUUAUGGACAACACUGGAAGGCUGGCUCUUUGGAACAAGCCAUGAUGGAUGCUUUAGUGAUGGAUCGGGUAGAUUUUGUGAAACUCUUAAUAGAAUAUGGAGUGAACCUGCAUCGUUUUCUCACUAUCUCCCGACUAGAAGAGCUCUACAAUACAAAACAAGGAUCUGUCAAUGUGCUCUUGAAUCAUCUUGUUCGAGAUGUAAAACAGAGCAAUCUUCCUUCAGACUACAGAAUAUCAUUGAUUGAUAUUGGAUUGGUGAUAGAGUACCUAAUUGGUGGAGCAUAUCGGAGCAGUUAUACAAGGAAGAAUUUCAGAACCCUGUAUAAUAACCUCUACAGAAAACAUAAGAGAGUGAGUUUAUCUCAUCCUUCCCAUCACCGGAUCAACCAUUCAAGAAGCCUGGGUGGAUCUGCUGAAAAUACUUUGCAUUCCCAGUUCAUUAGAACAGCACAACCAUACAAAUUCAAGGACAAGACAGUAGGCCUUCAUAAAUCAAGAAAGAAGUCAAAGGAAGAGCAAUAUUUACCAGAGGAUCCAGACUCUGCUGGCUUUAUUUACCCAUAUAAUGACUUGCUGGUUUGGGCAGUGCUGAUGAAAAGGCAGAAGAUGGCCAUGUUCUUUUGGCAGCAUGGAGAAGAAGCUAUGGUUAAGGCAGUAGUUGCUUGCAAACUGUAUCGGGCAAUGGCACAUGAAACUGAGGAGAGCAACAUGCUUGAUGGUGCCUCAGAAGAGUUUAAAAAUUACUCAAAAGAGUUUGGUCAGCUUGCUCUGGAUAUAUUAGAAAAAGCAUUUAAAAAGAAUGAGAGAAUGGCCAUGAAACUGCUGACCUAUGAACUGAAGAAUUGGAGUAACUCCACCUGCUUGAAACUGGCUGUGUCUGUUGGGUUACGAUCUUUUGUUUCUCAUACUUGUACUCAAAUGUUACUGACUGAUAUGUGGAUGGGACGACUGAAAAUGAGAAAGAAUGCAUGGUUAAAGGUAAUUUUAUAUACCUGGGAAAAUCAUCAAAAUAAUUAUACCACCUUGAUUAAGAAUUAUGAUUUUGAAAAAGGAUCUGAUGAGAAACCUGACGAUAACCAGAACUUUGCCUCAUAUCAUGGACCCCAAAGCCUUCCUGGAACCAGAAAAGUCUAUGAAUUCUACAAUGCUCCAAUUGUGAAGUUCUGGUUGUACACGAUGGCAUACUUGGCAUUUCUCAUGCUCUUCACAUAUACUGUCUUGGUAGAGAUGCAGCCUCAACCCACAGUGCAAGAGUGGCUUGUUAUUAUCUACAUUUUCACUACUGCCAUUGAGAAAGUCAGGGAGAUAUUUAUUUCAGAACCAGGAAAGUUCAUCCAAAAAGUGAAGGUGUGGAUUAAUGAAUACUGGAACUUAAUAGAAACUAUUGCCAUCAGCUUGUUCACAAUUGGUUUUGCCCUUCGAUGGGCUGAUCCUCCUACACAAACAGCUGGAAGGUUACUUUACUGUAUAGAUAUUAUAUUCUGGUAUUCUCGACUCUUGGACUUUCUUGCUGUGAAUCAACAUGCUGGUCCAUAUUUAACCAUGAUUGGGAAGAUGACAGCAAAUAUGUUCUACAUUGUGAUCAUGAUGGCUAUUGUGAUCUUGAGCUUUGGAGUGGCUCGACAAGCAAUUCUUUCUCCACAUGAGUCUCCAUCUUGGACACUGGCUCGUAAUAUUGUGUUUCAGCCAUACUGGAUGAUGUUCGGAGAGGUCUAUGCUGCAGAAAUAGAUGUUUGUGCAACUAACCCGAACUGCCCUCCUGGUUCCUUCCUCACUCCAUUCCUUCAAGCUGUCUACCUCUUUGUGCAGUAUAUCAUCAUGGUGAAUCUACUGAUUGCUUUCUUCAACAAUGUUUUCAAUCGAAUGAAGGCCAUUUCCAAUAAACUCUGGAAAUAUAAUCGCUACCGUUACAUCAUGACUUAUCAUGAGAAGCCAUGGCUGCCUCCACCUUUCAUCUUACUGAGUCAUAUAUUCCUCCUAUUCCGUUGCUUCUGUCAUCACCAAGCACCAAAUGAACUGGACCAAGAAGAGGGUGAUGUUGGAUUAAAACUCUACCUGAGUGAUGAGGAACUCAAGAAGCUCCAUGGUUUUGAGGAACAAUGUGUAAAAGAAUACUUCCAUGAGAAGAUGGAGUACCUGAAUUCCAGUUGUGGGGAGAGAAUACGAGAGACCUCUGAAAGGGUUUCAGAUAUGUUCUUCCAACUAAAAGAAGUGAAUGAGAGAGUGUCCUACAUAAAGGAGUCCUUGCUUUCUCUGGACAGCCAUGUGGGACACCUGCAAGAUCUCUCUGCUCUGACAUUGGAUACGUUGAAAGUACUUUCAGCUGUUGACACCCUGAAAAUUGAAGAAGCCCUUUUGGCCAGCUCAGAGCACACUGCUGGUAGAAAACUCCCCCACAGCUGGAGCAAUGUCAUCUGCACAGAGAUGCUGAGCAGCUUGGAAAAAUCUGGGGGAGUCAAGUGUCAGUACUAUAGCAUGCCCCCAUCCUUGCUUCAGAGCCGGACGAGAAGCCAGAACCUUUCUGGAAGGCAGAAGAGUUCCCUUUUAGAGAUCAUGGAUAGCCAAGAAGAGGAGGACCAGGAAAAGAAAGGAACACUAAGUGGUCCAGUUACUGUGUUCUUUAAUAGCAAAUCGCCUCCAAAGCUUAGUCAGUUUCUUCUUGUUUCUUCUAGUCCAACAAAGACUUCUUUGGCAAAAGAUGACAUGGCUCUAUCUCCUACAAAACCUGCAGCUGAGCCCAAGUUAGGCUGGUUGGCAACAGAGCAACAACAAACCAGUCAGGAAAAUUGUUCUCUUUGUCUUAAUUGUCAGACAUCAGCUGCUACUGACAAAGAGUCAGUUGAAGACUCUGCCUUGCCUAAACCUGCAAGAAAGAACAAUGGAAAUCUCCUUGGGCCCACUAACAAUUCUUCUACUUUGUCAAUAAAAAUGACUUCACUUCCUUUCCAACCAGACAGUCUGAGAGCAGGAGGUGGCUAUGUGAACUUGGCAUUUUCAGAAGGGGAUGAUGAAACUGGAGUGUUUAGCUCAAAGAAAAAAUGGCAUUCACAGUUGCCCUCCAGUUGCAAGUUGGAUUCUUCAGAUCCUGAUCGCUGCCAAGUCCAGUUGGGGAGAAGCAAAUCCUUUAAUUCUAACUCAACAAAGUCACUCCAAUGCAGUAACAUUUCAAAGUUAGGGUCAUGGCUCCAGCCAAACUCAAACAUUUGGAUCAAUCCCCUUCGUAGAGAUUGGACCUUUCUCCACCAUGGCAGCUUUAGACCUCACAAGGAGGAGAGACUGAUGAAGACCUGCGAAAAUAAAGAUUGUUCAAGACCCUCAGAGAAGUGCCAGUCGGUGUGGGCCAAAGCAAAAUUUCGGAGUAAAGAUAAGAAAUUGUUAAAAGAAAAGAAGAAACUACAACAAUUUCAAGUUCCGGUGAUAACAGUGAACAGCUGCUUACCAAGCACACAGAUGAAUUCAGAACCAGCAGAGAAAACUUUUUCAGGGGAAGAAAAGGAGGACAAUAAAAACUGGCUUACCGUCUCUGAAUUUAGUCAGAUAAAACCACAUAUAUUCCAGAAAAUGAAAUCUCAGGAAACUGGAAGACAUGCCGUUUGCAUCAGUGAUGAUCCAAAGCAACCCCAUGAGGAUUUGAACAAAAAUACUCAUUGGACCACUAAGAAGACUAGUCAGAAUCAGAACUCAGUGUCAAGAAGUUUAGAAGGAAUUGACAAGACCUCGGCCUGUUUAAAAACUACUCACGAUCUGCACCAUCAUUAUUCAGCUGUUGAAAGGAACAAUUUAAUGAGGCUUUCUCAGACCAUACCAUUUACCCCGAUACAACAGUUUGCUGGAGAAGAAGUGACCAUCUACAAGCUAGAAGAGAGUUCUCCUUUGAGCCUUGAUAAAAGCAUGUCCUCCUGGUCCCAACGUGGAACAGCGGCAAUAAUCCAGGUCUUAUCCCGGGAAGAGAUGGAUGGAGGACUCCGGAAAGCCAUGAAAGUAGUCAGCACGUGGUCUGAAGAUGAUGUGAUCAAGCCAGGGCAAGUUUUCAUUGUUAAGUCCUUUCUCCCUGAGGUGGUGCAGACCUGGCACAAGAUAUUCCGAGAACAUACUGUACUACAUCUAUGUCUCAGGGAAAUCCAACAACAAAGAGCUGCUCAAAAGCUGAUCUAUACCUUCAACCAAGUGAAGCCACAUACCAUUCCUUAUACACCAAGGUUCCUGGAUGUCUUUUUAAUAUAUUGCCAUUCUGCCAAUCAGUGGUUGACCAUAGAGAAAUACAUGACUGGUGAAUUCCGCAAGUUCAACAACAACAAUGGAGAUGAAAUCUCUCCCAGCAACACUUUGGAGGAGCUGAUGUUGGCUUUUUCUCACUGGACCUAUGAAUAUACCCGAGGAGAGCUACUUGUUCUCGAUUUGCAAGGUGUUGGAGAAAAUCUGACAGAUCCAUCUGUUAUUAAACCUGAAGACAAACAAUCAAGAGGGAUGGUGUUUGGACCGGCAAAUUUAGGAGAAGAUGCAAUUAGAAACUUCAUUGCAAAGCAUCGUUGCAAUUCGUGUUGUAGGAAGCUCAAACUCCCGGAUCUCAAAAGAAAUGACUACAGUCCUGGGAGGAUGAAUUCUACUUUUCAACUUCAAAGAAAAAUAGAACCAGCCAAAGAAUCUAUGGCAGAAGAGAGUGUUGGUGACCCCAAAGAUGAUCUCACACGCUUAUAAUGGAGAAGAAUGGAUAAAAGGG
Molecule: messenger RNA, 6361 nt
Organism: Gracilinanus agilis (Agile Gracile Mouse Opossum)
Lineage: Eukaryota; Metazoa; Chordata; Mammalia; Didelphimorphia; Didelphidae
Gene: TRPM6
Product: transient receptor potential cation channel subfamily M member 6
Exons: 39
Coding region: 1-6339 (2112 amino acids)
Biological process (GO): protein phosphorylation; protein tetramerization; monoatomic cation transmembrane transport
Cellular component (GO): apical plasma membrane
Molecular function (GO): ATP binding; monoatomic cation channel activity; protein serine/threonine kinase activity
Source: RefSeq, a predicted model, not a curated record